This is a messenger RNA of Aspergillus campestris IBT 28561, 837 nucleotides long. Its product is annotated as spindle checkpoint protein MAD2. The coding region runs from base 57 to 728 and encodes 223 amino acids. The record is from RefSeq and is a predicted model, not a curated record. The transcript has 8 exons. Lineage: Eukaryota; Fungi; Ascomycota; Eurotiomycetes; Eurotiales; Aspergillaceae. Gene Ontology annotation, cellular component: nucleoplasm; cytoplasm; kinetochore. Gene Ontology annotation, biological process: mitotic spindle assembly checkpoint signaling.
AUUCAACGCUUCCUUUAUACAGUUAGAAAUCGUACUUGAUUCACACUCGGUUCAUCAUGUCUUCCGCAACCAAAGACAAGUCCAAGGUGCACAAGCUGUCACUCAAAGGGUCGUCCAAGCUGGUGUCGGAAUUCUUUGAAUACUCGAUCAACUCGAUUCUCUUCCAGCGCGGAGUUUACCCGCCAGAGGACUUUACGACAGUCAAGAAAUAUGGCCUCAACAUGCUUGUGUCCUCGGACGACCAAGUCAAGGCGUACAUCAAGAAGAUCAUGUCCCAAUUGAACAAAUGGAUGGCGGGGGGUAAAAUCUCCAAACUGGUGGUGGUCAUCACAAGCAAAGAAACCGGCGAGCACGUGGAACGAUGGCAGUUCGAUGUCCAAAUAUUCGGAAAGCACAGCAGGAGCAAAUCGUCCCAAAAAAGCGGCGACAAAGAAAACGCGGGCCCAGAUGAGGCAGCCAAGACCGUACAAAAGACCGAAAAGGAAAUCCAAGACGAAGUCCAGGCCAUCUUCCGCCAGAUCACCGCCUCCGUGACCUUCCUACCUGUCCUCGACAGCGACUGCACAUUCAACGUACUCGUGUACGCGGACGCCGACUCGGAGGUACCGAUGGAAUGGGGCGACAGCGAUGCCAAGGAGAUCAAGGAUGCUGAGAAGGUGCAGCUGCGCAGCUUCAGCACGAAUAACCACCGCGUGGAAACGCUGGUCAGCUACCGUCUUGCGGAUUAGCUGCGGAAUGGAAGGUUAUAAGGCGUUCGGAUUGGGUGGUUCAGGAUCUAUGAUUUCGGGUGUAUCGACAUCACGCAUGCUACACAAAUACAAAUGACUCACGAAUAAC